This is a messenger RNA of Misgurnus anguillicaudatus (oriental weatherfish), 782 nucleotides long. RefSeq names its product anaphase promoting complex subunit 10 (gene anapc10). Lineage: Eukaryota; Metazoa; Chordata; Actinopteri; Cypriniformes; Cobitidae. Gene Ontology annotation, cellular component: anaphase-promoting complex. Gene Ontology annotation, biological process: anaphase-promoting complex-dependent catabolic process; protein K11-linked ubiquitination. The record is from RefSeq and is a predicted model, not a curated record.
GGGGAAUGUGAACGUUGUGUGUGGACGUUUAUUAUCAUAUUUGUUUAUUUUUAAAGACAAUGACUUUGAAUUUAAGUUAACGUGAUCGCAGAAGUAAGCAGACGCAGGAGUGCGCGUGUUUAUUCAGUGCUGUGAGUAACUUUGUAUUGCUUUGCAUAUCAAUGGCAGCUGCCACCAAAACCCCUCCGGGUGCAGAUCCCAAGCAGCUGGAGCGCACCGGUACCGUCCGAGAAAUCGGAUCACAAGCUGUGUGGUCGCUGUCUUCCUGUAAGCCAGGGUUUGGAGUGGAUCAGCUGAGGGAUGAUAAUCUAGAGACGUACUGGCAGUCUGACGGCUCUCAGCCACAUCUCGUCAACAUUCAGUUCAGGAGGAAGACCACUGUGAAGAUGCUGUGUAUUUAUGCUGAUUAUAAAUCAGAUGAGAGCUACACUCCCAGCAAGAUCUCAGUCAGAGUCGGAAACAACUUUCACAACCUGCAGGAGAUUCGGCAGUUGGAGAUGGUGGAGCCGAGCGGUUGGAUUCAUAUCCCACUGUUAGAUUUGGUGAACAAUCCCAUCAGAACCUUCAUGAUCCAGAUCGCUGUGCUGGCCAACCACCAAAAUGGGCGCGACACGCAUAUGCGACAGAUCAAGGUGUACACGCCUGUGGAGGAAGGUUCUAUUGGGAAAUUCCCACGAUGCACCACUGUGGACUUCAUGAUGUACCGCACCAUCAGGUGACCUGAGCUGAGUUUCAAUGGACUGAAGUGUAACUCUAUCCUGGAAUAAAACCACUUCUGGGUC